GUCCUGUUGCCGCCAUGGACGCCUCUGGUUCACAGAUGCCGCAGAGUUACCUGAACGAGUGCUUCGCAGCCAUCAACUCUCAGAUCCAGCUGCAGCUGUAUGCCACUUACAUCUACCUCUCCAUGGCCUACUUCUGCAAUCAAGACGAAGUGGCCCUGGGGUUCUUCGCGCUCUUCUUCCUCCGUCAGUCACAGAAGUGGAUGGAACGUAUUGAGGUACUCUUCCUCCUGCUGACCGAGCGCCGUGGCUCCCUUACCCUUGGGAGAAUCGCUGACCAAGACCGCCACGAGUGGAUGGAUGGCCUCAUGGCGAUGGAAUGUGCUUUUCACCUGGAGAAGACGCUCAACCAGAGCCUUCUGCAGCUGUACCAGCUGGCUAGCAACCAAGGUGAUACCCACCUGUGCAACCUCCUGAAGCGCCAUUUUCUCCAACAGCAGGUCGAAGUUCUCAAGGAGAUGGGUGGCUACUUGACCAACCUGCGCCAGAUGGGGGCUCCGGAAAAUCGCCUGGCUGAGUAUCUCUUUGACAAACUCACCCUGGCAGAGAGCACUAAGGAGAACUGAACUGGGACUGCCCCUGCUAUGGUGGGGGGAUCUCGCUCAGAUCAUCAGGCAAGGUGCUCACGUGGAAACUUCCAGAAGUUUCCCUAAUGUUUCUAUUUGGCUUUGUUUCCAAUAAAUUUGUUUCUCAGCAGAAUAA
Molecule: messenger RNA, 699 nt
Organism: Phodopus roborovskii (desert hamster)
Lineage: Eukaryota; Metazoa; Chordata; Mammalia; Rodentia; Cricetidae
Product: ferritin heavy chain
Exons: 1
Coding region: 15-563 (182 amino acids)
Biological process (GO): iron ion transport; intracellular iron ion homeostasis
Cellular component (GO): cytoplasm
Molecular function (GO): ferric iron binding; ferrous iron binding
Source: RefSeq, a predicted model, not a curated record